GGCUCCACAGCACAGGAAGGCAGCGGGGAGGAAAAGGGCAGGAGAUCCCCCCGGAGGAGGGGCUCCAAAGCCAGCCCAGGGUGCUCUGAGGAGGAAAGACCCAGCCUGUGCCGGGAAGGCGGCCGGAACUUGAGCCAGAGCUCCAAGCUGGUGGUGCAGGAGCGCGUCACUGCCGUGGAGAAGACCUACAAGUGCCCCAGCUGUGGGAAGAGCUUCUGCAACAGCUCCAACCUCCUUGCCCACCAGCGUGUCCACACUGGGGAACGGCCCUACGAGUGUGCGGAGUGUGGGAAGACCUUCAUCUAUGGCUCCCACCUCUUCACCCACCGCCGGGUGCACACGGGGGAACGGCCCUACAAGUGCUUGGAAUGCGGGAAGGGCUUCACCGUCAGCUCCCGCCUAAUCCGCCACCAGCAGAUCCACAUAUCUGGGAUCUGCUGGUGGCGGAUCAGGGGGCAGCAGCCCUACAUAUGUUGGGAAUGCAAGAAAAGCUUUAGAGACAGCUCCGGCCUCAUUGCCCACCAGCGUGUGCACACGGGGGAGAAGCCCUACAAGUGUGGAGAGUGUGGGAAGAGCUUCAGCGUCAAAUCCAGCCUGACCCAGCACCAGAAGACCCACACGGGGGAAUGGCCCUACCAAUGUCUCGAGUGUGGGAAGAGGUCUCGGAGCAGCUCAGAUCUCCUCAAGCACCAGCAGACGCACACGGAUGAGAGGCCCUUCUGCUGCACCGACUGUGGGAAGGGCUUCAAACGCAACUACACCCUCGUCAACCACCGGCGCAUCCACACUGGGGAGAGGCUCUACAAGUGUGGAGAGUGUGGGAAGAGCUUCACCCACAGCUCUGCCUUGACCACACACCAACGGACCCACCAGUAAGGGAAGCCCUGCGAGUGCCUUGACUGUGGGAAGAGCUUCAUCUGCUGCUCCAACUCCAUCACCUGUUGGAGGACACACCUUGGGAACAGGCUUGGUGACCCACAUUCCCAGUGACCCACAUUGAGAACAGGCUUGGUGACCCACAUUCCCAGUGACCCACCUUGGGAACAGGCUUGGUGACCCACAUUCCCAGUUACCCACCUUGGGAAGACCCCUGGCUGGUGGACUGUGGCAGGAUAGUCCCAGCCUGGCCAGACCCAAGGUCCAAUCAAGCUCAUAAUCAAGCUGUCGCACAAGAUCAACUGCUGGAGCCGGGGUGUUGUCUCGGUGUUAACUCUGCUCAAACCAUCCUGGUUGGUCUAACGUUGACCACACACCCUGCUGGUUGAAGUCUGAGUUGACAGAUAAGCUGAGAGCUGGCCUGGAAAGGCAGGCCUGGCACUCAAUCACUUUAUCUUAUAAAAAGUCCAGUCCCCUCUCAUGCAGUCAGGUUCUUUCCGACAAAACCCUCCCUGGGGGGUGUGUGGAGAUUCCUCCCUUGGCUGGGGACGCCCUCCAAGGUCACUCCUCAAGGCUGAGAGAAAGAGAUCUCCCCACAAACUUUGGUCUGUGUGAGUUACAUCAGAUCUCUACUUAAUAAUUAUUUCUUUUUGCCAGCUUUAGUAGAACUUCUUCAAUAAAUGCUUUGUUAUAGUGCCCUGUACUGCUUUAUGCUAUAUUAGAUUCUACUAGUAGAUUUUUAGUUUUUAUAUUGUUUUAGUGUUUCUGCUGUGCAGUAAAUAGUUCUGAUUAAGGUUUUUGUCUGAUCAUUUGUAUAAAGUACAUUAUUCAUUUUAUAUAAAUAUUCUGGUUUUGCCAUCAUGAAAACCUG
Chiroxiphia lanceolata (lance-tailed manakin) is the source of this 1747-nucleotide messenger RNA. Its product is annotated as zinc finger protein 239-like. The transcript has a single exon. NCBI's taxonomy places the organism in Eukaryota, Metazoa, Chordata, Aves, Passeriformes, Pipridae. The record is from RefSeq and is a predicted model, not a curated record. The annotation marks the transcript as partial.